Oryzias melastigma (Indian medaka) is the source of this 2204-nucleotide messenger RNA. Its product is annotated as ATP-sensitive inward rectifier potassium channel 1. Bases 260 to 1378 code for a protein of 372 amino acids. The record is from RefSeq and is a predicted model, not a curated record. The transcript has 2 exons. Gene Ontology annotation, molecular function: ATP-activated inward rectifier potassium channel activity. NCBI's taxonomy places the organism in Eukaryota, Metazoa, Chordata, Actinopteri, Beloniformes, Adrianichthyidae. Gene Ontology annotation, cellular component: plasma membrane. Gene Ontology annotation, biological process: regulation of monoatomic ion transmembrane transport; potassium ion import across plasma membrane.
AAGCUCGUGAUUGGCACAGACGUGUGAGAUGAGUAAGGCGAAGUGCUGCUGGAUGUGUCUGUGGGCGUUGACACCACCUGGACAAUUCCAGCGCACGGAAACUCCACUAUAUAAAAGGACACAGGUGUAGUCUGACAGGCACAGGACGAGGUGGACACACCUAAGGUACCUCAGCAAACAAGGCAGACAGACCCAGAAAGAGCCGCCAUCCAUCAAACUCUGAAGUCUUCAUCAGCUCUCUUUUGGGUUUUUGAAAACAAUGAGCUCCUUUAGAGAACGAUUCCACGACUACAUGGCGGAAAGAAGACGCCGAAGAGCCAGACUAGUGACCAAAGAUGGUCGCUGUAACAUCGAAUAUGGAAACAUCCAUUAUACCAGGCACUUUGCCUUCCUGGCCGACUUCUGGACCACGUUCGUUGAGAUCCGGUGGCGAUUUGUCCUCUUCCUGUUCAUUGCUUCCUUUACCCUCAGCUGGUUCAUUUUUGGCCUUUUGUGGUACUGGAUUGCACGAUCUAACGGAGACCUGGCAUGGCAAAAUCCUUCCCCAGAUCACUCGCCAUGUGUUAGCAAUGUAGUCGGACUCGCUACAGCUUUCCUCUACUCACUUGAAACCCAGACUACCAUUGGAUAUGGUGGUCGCGCAAUCACCCCUGUCUGCCCUGGUGCCAUAGCUCUCAUCAUCAUACAGUCCCUCAUUGGAGCUGUGAUCAAUUGCUUUCUAUGCGGAGUCAUCUUGGCUAAGAUCUCCUUACCCAAAAAGAGGGCGAAGACCAUUACAUUUAGUGAAAUGGCCGUCAUUUGCCCCAGAAAUGAUUCCCUUUGCCUGUCGAUUAGAGUGGCCAACCUCCGCAAGACCCUGAUGAUUGGAAGCCAAAUCUAUGGCAAACUUCUGAGAACCACAACAACACCUGACGGGGAGACAAUCAUAAUGGAUCAGGUGAGCAUCGACUUCAUGAUGGAUGCUGGGAAUGACAACCCCUUCUUUGUGUGCCCUCUCACUUUGUACCACAUCAUCGACAAGAGCAGCCCGUUCUUUGAGAUGGCAGUAGACAACAUACACAACCAGGACUUUGAGCUGGUGGUCUUCCUGGACGGAACUGCAGAGUCCACGAGUUCUUCGUGUCAAGUCCGGACCUCCUACAUUCCCCACGAGUUCAUGUGGGGCUACAACUUUAUGCCCAUCAUCUCCAGAAGCAAAGAGGGGAAAUAUAGAGUAGACUUCUCCAACUUUGCUAAAGUUGUACCAGUGGCAACAGCGCAUUGUUCCUACUGUUACCACAAUAUUAAAGGCCACCAUCACCACUCCACGCUUGGAUGUGAAAACCAGGGUUUUGAAGUGAUUGAAAUCGACGACCCCCCGAAUGUCACAAAAAUGUAACACAUUGACUUUCAAAGACAUUCACAGACUCUUGGACCUUUUUUAAUUUUGCACUUCUGAAGGACACUGAGUGAUAAGAGGCAGUUGGGGACUGCCCAAUGGGAGAUGUUGCAUGAUGCAGCAUUUAAAAUGAAAACAACAAACCUGCCAAUUGCCUAUAUUUGUGUGUACAUGGAAAAGACAUGUGUGGGUCAAGAGUGUCAUCAUGAGCUUUGUAUGUUUGUAUGUAAACCACACCUGUCAGUGUAAAAACCUGUUUUUUGAGUGGAGGCCAAGUUGCGUGAAUUGUUGAAAUUUCAGUUUUUCUGGCAACUCCCACAAUGAGUAUUUAAAAAAUUGUGGGUGGUUCCAAAACACGUGUGACCUCAAAUUCAUGGACUACAUCUAAAGACCAUAUAGUUACUUCAUUGGUCAUGUCCAUUGAACUUCUGAUCCAAGGACCUUCUUCAACCUUAACUCAAACCCUGACAUGAAUAAGGUUGCAAAUAAGUUCAUCUGAAUGACAAAAAAGUCUUCACCAACUCUCUGCACUGGGUUUCACUUUAUUUUAACAGCCAGUGUGGGAUCUUGUGGAUCACUGACACAUAGCAAAUCUGAUCGUUUUUAAUGAAUAAUGUUUUUUAUUAAUGGAAAAGUUGAUCAGUGCAGCUAUACUGAACAUUUCUGAUAUAUUUCACCAACAAACUGCUUGAUUGCAAAGCAGAACUUUUUAUUAGCCAGUAAUGUAGCUGCUUGAAUGAGGAGAAAAACUUGGUUGUGUGUAGCACAAACUGUGAAAAUUGAUUGUCUUUUUUAUGAUUAUUUACAUUAAAAAAUAUCAGUGGGA